Messenger RNA from Mus musculus (house mouse), 1654 nucleotides. RefSeq names its product olfactory receptor family 5 subfamily V member 1 (gene Or5v1). Gene Ontology annotation, cellular component: plasma membrane; membrane. The transcript is spliced from 2 exons. The record is from RefSeq and is a predicted model, not a curated record. The coding region runs from base 44 to 1096 and encodes 350 amino acids. Gene Ontology annotation, molecular function: G protein-coupled receptor activity; olfactory receptor activity. NCBI's taxonomy places the organism in Eukaryota, Metazoa, Chordata, Mammalia, Rodentia, Muridae. Gene Ontology annotation, biological process: G protein-coupled receptor signaling pathway; signal transduction; detection of chemical stimulus involved in sensory perception of smell.
AAAAAUAGGAAAAACCAAACCAAACUAAGAUGUGGGACUUGCUAUGUCUGGAGGGUAUUGUCCUAUGAAUUUGCCUGCAGAGACUAAGACUAUUAUCAAUGCACCUGUUUGUCAAAUCCACAAAGGCAAACCAGCUGACAUCAUGGAAGGAAAGAAUCAAACAGCUCCAUCUGAAUUCAUCAUCUUGGGGUUCGACCACCUGAAUGAAUUGCAGUAUUUACUCUUCACCAUCUUCUUUCUGACCUACAUAUGCACUUUAGGAGGCAAUGUUUUUAUCAUUGUGGUGACCAUAGCUGAUUCCCACCUACACACACCCAUGUAUUAUUUCCUAGGAAAUCUUGCCCUUAUUGACAUCUGCUACACUACUACUAAUGUCCCCCAGAUGAUGGUGCAUCUUCUGUCAGAGAAGAAAAUCAUUUCCUAUGGAGGCUGUGUGACCCAGCUCUUUGCAUUCAUUUUCUUUGUUGGCUCAGAGUGUCUCCUCCUGGCAGCAAUGGCAUAUGAUCGAUAUAUUGCUAUCUGUAAGCCGUUAAGGUACUCAUUUAUUAUGAACAAGGCUCUGUGCAGCUGGUUAGCAGCUUCAUGCUGGACAGGUGGGUUUCUCAACUCAGUGUUGCACACGGUUUUGACCUUCCACCUGCCCUUUUGUGGUAACAAUCAGAUCAAUUAUUUCUUCUGUGACAUACCUCCCUUGCUCAUCUUGUCUUGUGGUGAUACUUCCCUCAAUGAACUGGCUUUGCUGUCCAUUGGGAUCCUCAUAGGCUGGACUCCUUUCCUGUGCGUCAUCCUUUCCUACCUUUACAUCAUCUCCACCAUCCUGAGGAUCCGUUCCUCUGAGGGGAGGCACAAAGCCUUUUCCACCUGUGCCUCCCACCUGCUCAUUGUUAUUCUCUAUUAUGGCAGUGCUAUCUUCACGUAUGUGAGGCCCAUCUCAUCUUACUCUCUAGAGAAAGAUAGAUUGAUCUCAGUGCUGUAUAGUGUUGUCACACCCAUGCUGAAUCCUGUAAUUUAUACGCUAAGGAAUAAGGACAUCAAAGAGGCUGUGAAGGCCAUAGGGAGAAAGUGGCAGCCACCAGUUUUCUCUUCUGAUAUAUAACCUCUCUUAUGUGUGAUCAACAAUCUUACAUUAGAAAGUUAAAUUUUCUACCACUCAGUUGUUGCUGGUUAUAUUUGACUUAAAAUCUGCUUGUUAUAUUUGGCAACAGAAUGAAGGGUUGGCACACUGAACCCUAAUUGUACAUAUCUGUUUUGUUAGUCUCUAAUGGAGUUACUUAUUAUAGUUCUGUCCUUUUUAUUCGACUUCUCCAUUUUGGAAUCCUCAUCUAAAGUUGGUUCAUCGCUCAUGCUGAAUUUGCUUGAUGUAGCUUUCUCAGCUUUGAGUCUGCCUUUUCCAGCCUUGAAAAGGCUGAGCAGUUUCCCCUACCUUGAGCAGGCUAAGCAGACCUUGAACAUUCGCCAUGACAGGUUUUAUCAACCUGAACUGAGACAUCUGUCUUGGUUACCAUUGCGGGUUCCCAUGAAAACUUUGAUGUUUUUAGCUGCUUGUGCUGACCUUGCUGUUACAACAUACUUCACCUGAAGAAGGAGAUGGGUUUUGUGGGUUUUUCCUUUAUAUAUGCAAAGCUUAUUAUUAAACUUUGAGCCUUGAUCAGAA